Molecule: messenger RNA, 1923 nt
Organism: Amorphotheca resinae ATCC 22711
Lineage: Eukaryota; Fungi; Ascomycota; Leotiomycetes; Helotiales; Amorphothecaceae
Exons: 7
Coding region: 207-1784 (525 amino acids)
Source: RefSeq, a predicted model, not a curated record
AGACUCCCCACCAUGUCCCGCCCCCACCAACGCAAAGCUGCAAGAGAACGGCAUUAACGUCGGCAACUGCUUUCUUAUUACUAGAAGCGAUGGCCCCGCGAUGAGAAGGCUGUACCUGUUCCAAACCUCGUCGCGAUCGCAGCAACAGAAAUUGGGAACCCUGUCGUGAACCGUGUGGAGGCCGUCCCGCAUCUUCCAACAACAGAAUGGCAAACGUUGUCCGCGUACAGCUGCCUUCAUAUGGCACGGUAGUAGGAACCUCAAAAGGCGAGGUGGAGCAUUUUCUGGGCAUUCCAUAUGCUUCAGUAACAGAGAGAUGGACCAAACCAGGAAAAGCAGGCCCGUUUCCGGGAGGAGAACACGAUGGAACCCACUACGGCCCGAUCUGCCCUCAGCCGAAGACGCCGAUGUCAAUGACACAAGUAGCGGUGCCUAGCCAUCCACCAGACCCAGACCUCCCCGAGGACGAGUUUGCCUGCCUCAAUCUGAAUAUUAUACGGCCAAGCAAUACCCAGGGCGAGCUUCCUGUCAUGGUUUGGAUACAUGGGGGGGCCUAUACUGUCGGGAAGAACAGCGAGCUGGUCUAUGAAGGGACUGAGUUUGUGUCCCGGUCCAAGAAGAUCAAUCAACCGGUGAUCUAUAUUGCGAUAAAUUAUCGAUUAGGAUUCUUUGGCUUCCUUGCCUCACAAGAGCUGCUUGAGGAUGCGAACAACGAAAGCGCAGGGAACUAUGGCUUGUGGGAUCAGGCCGCAGCAUUGGAAUUUAUCCGAGAAACCGUUGGAGCUUUUGGUGGUGACCCCGAUAGAAUUACGCUUUUCGGCGAAAGUGCAGGCUCUGCUUCGGUACACAACCAUCUACUUCACGGGAAGGCACUCUUCGACAGAGCGAUAUGUCAAUCUGGUGUUGCCAAUACAAUGGGGCCUCUCCCCUUGAAUUCUCACCUCCAUCAAGGGGCCUAUGAUGCUCUCAAAAAACAACUGAAAGUGAAGGAUCUUAAAGAACUCCGAUCUGUCCCUCCUGCAGAACUAGUCGAUGCAGCGAAGGAGCUAUAUCCAGGACUUCCAGUCUCAUUAUCGUUGGAUGACUCAGAUUUGGCUGGUGGUUUUUAUCCUUCAAAAACGAAAUUCAAUUCAGUCCCGAAGUUCUGUAAAGCAUUAAUGAUUGGAUAUUGUACCAAUGAGGGAAUCAUCAUGGCCCAAGCGCUAGCAACACUAGGGAGCGAGAGGCUAGGAAAAUACCUCAAGACAUCUGGAAUAAGCGCGGAGACCCUGAAAUCUUACGGUCUUGAUGAUGUUGAAUCCAAAGACUUCAAUAGCCUUAUCCCCGCUCUGAUUGAAUUUCAAACCGACUCGGGAUUCAAAGGACCCGCAGAAUCGGUCAAAGCCAACGCCUCUCCAGAUUCGCUCUUUUCUUACCGAUUGGAAAGAGAGAAUAAAUGGUCGUCGAGCCCAUUUAGCGGUGAAGCACAUCAUACCAUCGAUCUAUUGUACCUGGCCGGAAUACCUCUCCACUAUGAGACUGAAGAUCCGGUGACGGACAAACAGAUUUCCGAGAAGAUGAUUGAUGCAUGGGUAACCUUUGGCAAUGGUGGCCAACCAUGGUCUCCCUACUCUAACGACCAGGCGGAGCUCAUUAUUGGCCGUGAUGGCUCGUUCACUACCGUCACGGAAAGUGUCAAGUCUCACAAGGCCAGCUUGAACAACAUGAAGAAAGAAAUCGAGAGGAAUCCAGAAGCUAUGGUGAGCCUGAAUGCAGCUCUAUGCAAUGGGGCAAUCAAGUUCUAAAUCUAUAUGAUCCAUCUACUCGCUGUUAUUAAAGCCAGCCAUUUGGUCUUGACGCUCACUGUUAAGUUGAUGAAGAUCUCUCCUGGACAGCUCCGAACAGGCAGGCGAGAUUGAAUACAAUCAGAUGAAAUAUAUCCUC